AUUAAUUGUGUGCUUUGUUACAUUCUUACCCACUGCCUUUCAUUAUUCCCAUUUACCCCUUCAUUAUUGUUUCCCCUCAAUCAAUCUCUAUUCCUAUCCCCUCAUAUAAAUCAUUAUUUAGCUGGCUUUAGGACAUAGCAAAUUCCAGUGCAAGAAAAAAUGACCAAGAUCUUCUUUGUAUUGCUGCUAUGUCUAAUCAUAGCAUCUUCUUCUGGGUUUGUGAAUUGCUCUGAUGUUGAGAAGGAGGAAAAGAUUGGAAUAUUUGAGCUCAAGAAAGGUGACCUUUCUUUGAGGGUCACCAACUGGGGUGCUUCAAUUUUGUCCCUGGUGAUUCCUGAUAAGAAUGGAAAGUUGGGUGAUGUUGUUCUUGGAUAUGAUUCUGUUAAGGAUUACAGUAAUGAUACAACAUAUUUUGGAGCUACUGUUGGCCGGGUUGCUAACAGAAUUGGAGGAGCUCAGUUUACUCUAAAUGGAAUCUAUUACAAAUUAGUUGCUAAUGAAGGAAACAAUACUCUUCAUGGUGGAGCCAGAGGAUUUAGUGAUGUUCUUUGGAAAGUGAAAAGAUAUCAAAAAGAAGGUCCAAGUCCCAGCAUUACCUUCAGUUACCAUAGUGCUGAUGGUGAACAAGGAUUCCCUGGUGAUCUCCUAGUAACUGUGAGCUACAUUCUAACGGGGAAAAAUCAAUUGGUUAUACUUAUGAAAGGAAAAGCCCUAAACAAGCCAACACCAGUGAAUUUGGCAAACCAUGCUUACUGGAACCUAGGAGGCCAUAACAGUGGCAACAUCCUGAAUGAGGUGGUACAAAUCUUUGGUUCCAAAAUCACACCUGUGGACAACAAACUCAUUCCAACAGGCAAAUUUGCUUCUGUGAAAGGAACAGCUUAUGAUUUCCUUAAGCCGCAAACAGUUGGAAGCAGGAUCAACCAAUUGGCUGGAACCAAAGGUUAUGACAUCAACUAUGUGAUUGAUGGUGAGAAGGGGCAAAAGAUCAAGCUAGCAGCCAUAGUGCAGGACAAGAAAUCUGGGAGAGUGUUGGAGUUGUUCACAAAUGCUCCUGGUUUGCAAUUUUACACUGGUAACUAUAUCAAGGAUUUGAAGGGAAAAGGUGGAUAUGUGUACAAUGCUCAUGCAGGACUAUGUUUGGAGUCUCAAGCAUUCCCUGAUUCAGUGAAUCAUCCUAAUUUCCCUUCAACAAUUGUGACCCAAGAAAAGCCUUACAAGCAUUAUAUGCUUUUUAAGUUUUCCACCAAAAAUCCGUACAUUAGUUCAAAGUGAGAUAGGAGGAGUGAGCUUUCCCCCAUUUUUAAUAUGCCACGGUAAGUCAGUGUAGCAUUUAUAGCUCUGGAUUUCAUCCAAACUUGGGCCCCCCUUAGAAUGAAUAAUUAGAGUCCCAUGGUUAGUCUAAUAAUUUGUGGCAGCUUCAGAACCUUCCAAGCUGUUUCUCUAAACAUGUUUUGGUUUGGAUUUGUUGCUUUUCAUUGAUAUUUUGACUCUGCAUGAGUGAUGCAGAAUUUUGUUUAUA
This is a messenger RNA of Glycine soja, 1522 nucleotides long. RefSeq names its product aldose 1-epimerase-like. Bases 160 to 1275 code for a protein of 371 amino acids. Gene Ontology annotation, biological process: beta-D-galactose catabolic process via UDP-galactose, Leloir pathway; glucose metabolic process. Gene Ontology annotation, molecular function: aldose 1-epimerase activity; carbohydrate binding. The transcript is spliced from 5 exons. The record is from RefSeq and is a predicted model, not a curated record. Lineage: Eukaryota; Viridiplantae; Streptophyta; Magnoliopsida; Fabales; Fabaceae.